Molecule: messenger RNA, 7740 nt
Organism: Salmo salar (Atlantic salmon)
Lineage: Eukaryota; Metazoa; Chordata; Actinopteri; Salmoniformes; Salmonidae
Product: 3',5'-cyclic-AMP phosphodiesterase 4D
Biological process (GO): signal transduction
Molecular function (GO): 3',5'-cyclic-nucleotide phosphodiesterase activity
Source: RefSeq, a predicted model, not a curated record
GUAACACAAUAUUUUCACGUUGGAGAAUGGUCUGGGGCUAGUCCUCUCCUGGUUGGUCAUUGUCCCUCCCUCCCUCUCUCCCUCGCUCCGCUAUUAUGCAAGCAGUUUUCAGUCAUUGAAGUUGCUUAAUAUGUAAGAACAUUUUACUUAAUUUACAUUGCUCUUAUUAUGACUUUUAUUCAGCUACUUUCUGUCCUUACUAUACCUGUAUUAGUCACUGUGGAUAACUUCAAUUGUAAUUCAUUGGAAGUCACAGUGUAUUUGUGCCACAUGCCACUAUGCUACUUCUCUAGCACAUUGUGGAUAAUACAACAUGGGUGUUGGUGUUUGGUUACCUUGGCAGCAGUGUGAUUGAUGUUUGAGACAGCGGCUGUACUAUGGGAUAGAGCCCCGCCCCUGAAGGAGUUACUGCAACCUCAACAACCCCACCCCUGCCAACGCAAACCCCCCCUCAAGCUGCAGGAAGGAGAGAGAGAGAGAGAGAUAGAGCUUACACAUGUGGCCAGGGAAGGAGGGAAGAGUCAGAAGACAGAGAGAAAAAAGUGGGAGAAGAAAGAGAGGAGGAAGGCUUAUACUCGCUGGCCAGGAAAAGACUGUCGAGAGGGAGAGGAAGGAGAGGUAAGGAAAAAAGUGGAAGAGAAUUGACACACGUUGGUAACAACAACAGAGCAAGAGAGAGAGAGAGCAAAGCAGGAGUCUGAGGAAGGGAAAGAGAAAGAAAGGGGGAGAGAGAGACCGAUAAAUAGAGGAGGCGGAUCCGACUCACACUGUGGUCUGAGAGAGAGGAUUCCUGUGUAGUGAAUAGUUUUAGUUGGGACUCCAGUCCUGUGUUCUCUGACAUAUCUACCAGUCUCUGUUUCUGUCUGGACCAUAAGCUCCCAGGCUGGGGCACAGAAGCCCUAAACACAACACGACCACAACAGGAACAUUACAGGACCACUCUGUUGGACCGAUCCACAGGAUUACUGCAGUUCGAAGGAGAGGUUGCAACACGGUAUUAAAAGAAUCUCAGGACUGCUUUUUGAGAUAACUGUAGAAGUGAAGAGUGACCGCUGUGGUUUGACCACAAUCUGAACACAAUAGGACUGUUUGACCAGGAGGGGAAAACGUGGGAACUGUGGGGACCGUGGUUUGAACAGGAACACUUUCCUUUCUAGGGAGUUGUGGGGUCUGUGGUUUGACCUGAACAGAACCGUGGGGGCUGUGGCCUGGACAGGACAGUAACGUGUGGGAGAGAAGGUGACAUCAUGAGUAUUGUUAUGAAGCCACGAUCUCGCUCCAUCAGCUCUCUACGGAACAUGGAAGGAAUCUGUUUCGAUGUGGACAACGGCACAUCGUCGGGGCGCAGCCCACUGGACCCCAUGGCCAGCCCGGGGUCUGGGCUCAUACUGCAGGGCAACUUUGUCCACAGUCAGCGGAGAGAGUCCUUCCUCUACCGCUCCGACUCGGACUAUGACCUGUCACCCAAGUCCAUGUCCAGAAACUCCUCCAUCGCCAGUGACAUUCAUGGCGACGAUAUGAUUGUAACACCAUUUGCACAGGUUCUGGCCAGUCUAAGAACUGUACGGAAUCAUUUUGCUGCAUUAAGCAAUUGUUCACAAGACAGAGCGUCCAACAAGAGAUCACCCAUGUGUAAUCCACCACCCAUCACCAAGACCACCUUCACAGAGGAGGCCUACCAGAAACUGGCCACCGAGACGUUGGAGGAGCUGGACUGGUGCCUGGACCAGCUGGAGACCCUGCAGACCAGACACUCAGUUGGGGAGAUGGCCUCCAACAAGUUCAAGAGAAUGUUGAACAGGGAGCUCAGCCACCUGUCUGAGAUGAGUCGCUCAGGGAACCAGGUGUCAGAGUUCAUCUCCAGCACCUUCCUGGACAAGCAGCACGAGGUGGAGAUGCCAACUCCCCAGACGCAGAAGGAGAAGGAAGACAAGAAGAAUAGGCCCAUGUCUGAGAUCAGUGGGGUGAAGAAACUGCAGCACAGCUCCAGCCUCACCAACUCUAACAUACCCCGCUUCGGAGUCAAGAGCGAGACAGAGGACGAACUGGCUAAGGAGCUGGAGGAUGUAAAUAAAUGGGGCCUUAACGUUUUCAAAGUCACUCAGUUCUCUGGGAACAGGCCCCUGACCGUCAUGAUGCACACUAUAUUCCAGGAGAGAGACUUGUUAAAAACGUUUAAAAUUCCACUCGACACCUUUAUAACCUACCUGAUGACCUUAGAAGACCAUUAUCAUGGUGACGUGGCCUACCACAACAACAUCCAUGCUGCUGAUGUCACCCAGUCCACUCACGUGCUGCUAUCCACCCCCGCUCUAGAGGCUGUGUUCACAGACCUGGAGAUCCUAGCUGCCAUAUUUGCCAGUGCUAUUCAUGACGUGGAUCACCCUGGAGUCUCCAACCAGUUCCUCAUCAACACCAACUCGGAGCUGGCCCUCAUGUACAAUGACUCGUCAGUCCUGGAGAACCACCACCUGGCUGUGGGCUUCAAGCUGCUUCAGGAAGAGAACUGUGACAUCUUCCAGAACCUGACCAAAAAACAACGACAAUCACUGCGCAAGAUGGUCAUCGACAUCGUCCUAGCGACUGACAUGUCCAAGCACAUGAACCUCCUGGCUGACCUGAAGACCAUGGUGGAGACCAAGAAGGUGACCAGCUCUGGAGUUCUACUCCUGGACAACUACUCUGACAGGAUCCAAGUUUUGCAGAACAUGGUGCACUGUGCAGACCUGAGUAACCCCACCAAACCCCUGCAGCUGUACCGCCAGUGGACCGACCGCAUCAUGGAAGAGUUCUUCACCCAGGGGGACAGGGAGAGGGAGAGAGGCAUGGAGAUCAGCCCUAUGUGUGACAAACACAACGCCUCUGUCCAGAAGAGCCAGGUGGGCUUUAUUGACUACAUCGUCCACCCUCUAUGGGAGACAUGGGCAGACCUGGUGCACCCUGACGCUCAGGACAUCCUGGACACUCUGGAGGACAACAGGGAGUGGUACCAGAGCACCAUCCCCCAGAGCCCCUCACCUACCCUGGACGAGCCUGAGGACGGCAGCCGUCCCCCUGGAGGGGACAAGUUCCAGUUUGAACUCACACUGGAGGAGGACGGGGAAUCGGACACGGAGAAGGACAGUGGCAGCCAACCCGAGGAAGAGGAUGAAGAAGAGGAGAACAGUUGUAGUGACUCAAAAACACUCUGUACGCAGGACUCAGAGUCGACAGAGAUACUACUGGACGAACAGGUUGGGGAGGAGGAGGAAGAGGAAGUGGAGGGAGAGUCCUCUUCGUCACAACCUUGUGUAGUGGAGGAGGAAGAGGAGGGGGAGGAAGGGGAAGAGAAGGGAGAGGAGAAACCAGCCGAUACAUAGCAGUGUAUGGACUGCAACUAAACUUUUCUUCUUAGUAACCAGAGAUGAUUAUUUCUAGAGUAUUUUGGGGGUUUUGUGGACAAUGUCUGUUAUUUUUUUAUAUAUUUAUGUUUAGGGUUCCAAAGCGCACGCUGUUCACCCCUUGGCCACUCCUCCCUCCUCAUCCUUGGUCAGCUUCUCAGACACACCCACUGGUACUUCUUCAACUUUUUUGCACUCAGGAAAACUCUUUUCCAUUCCCGUUUGUACCGGAGUAGUCUGUGUGUUAUUUCCCUUCAAAACCCAGUCCUAGUGUGUUGAAGUUACAUUAAGGAAUAUGAUUAGAGUUUAGAGUGUGUUUAAUGCUGUUCAUAUACAGUAUAUCUCUACUCCUUUCAGCCUUGGCUGACCAAUGGCGGUGUUUCUGUGUGUUAUUAAGUGCCCAUUCUUCAGAAGUGACUGUAGUGUCUGUUUUUCUUAGUUGUUUGUAUUUAUCAGCAAAGCAACACGCUACGUUGUUGUGUGGUCUGGAUGAAUGAAAUCCCAACAGGACACGUCACGAUGGAGAGAGGCACUGCAGCACAUCGAGAGAAAUGCAUUGUGGGAAUUUAUCAAGACACUUUUCUGAAGUUUAAGUCUUCCUUGAAAACCUGACUAAAAAAGGCUAAGAUCUUACAGCUCUAAUGCUAGGUUUAACCUCGAUAGAGUUUUUGUAUCGUACCAUACAUAACAUGGAGAUCUAUUGUAGAUAAGACUUUUGAAAACAUUUGGAAGGCACUUGAAAACUGUUGAUGAGAAAUGCCUCAUCUGCCACUGCUUUUCUGUGUGUAAAAGGGUAACUUACCAGUUAUUGUUUUGGGGGGAGUAUUGGGGAGUAUUCUCAGAAUUACAAAUCAAGCCCUUGCCCCUACCCUCUACGCAGUAGAUCUGAGAGGAUUGGAUAGAUAUUAGUGGAUCCAAUCCUCUCAGAUCUACAGGACUGCCUAAAGGGUAGGUGCUAGAGCUUGAUUUGGAAUUGCAUGUUUAUCAAAAAGCAUUUACACUAUUACUCCCAUACCACUGUCCCCAUGUUCGGUUGUCAUAAUCGUGCAACAAUCAUUUCAAGGAUUGUUUUCACUGAAGAAAAACAUGACACAUGUUGACACAUACUUGACUUUACAUUGAAUGAAAUCAUUUUGUCUGACUGACCAGAAAGAAUCCUUGAAGGUCUACUUAUUGUUGCCUGCAGUAAAUAUGAGCGCAUGUCAUCGGACAAUGCAAUGCUUGUUAGAAGCAUUGGACUGCUGCAUUGGAGUGCUGCAAGUGUACAGAGGUGAUGUCACCACGCUCUGCUGUACUGUGGAAUUCUAUGGGGGGGUUUGAUACCUAUAGCAAUGUUAUAAUAGAAUUUUGGUAAUUUGACGGGUUGCGACACUUUUUGUGCACACAUGGUAACCUUAUUUCCUAUUACCUGUCAAUCAUGUCUCCAUUUCCUAAUUGUGGUGUAGGGAGGUGGUCAAUUCGAUUUCAUAUUCGGGAAGCAAUUUCUUGAAUAAUAGUUCAUUAAUAAUAAAUAAUAAUAAACAUAGAGAUGAAUCUUUGAAAUCCCUCAGAUAAAGUAAUAGCUUUGUGAGAUGUCUGAAAUAUGUACAGUGACAGAUUAUUACAACAGCAUUUGUGAGUGCUUACUUAAAAUGGAAUUGACCACAGCCCUUACUGCAGGUCAGUAAUUUUUUCCAAUGCACUACAUGGUUGAUGUUUUCACACAUUAGCAGUCACAGACAGUCAUUCUGAUUCCCAUGUAAAGUAGCCUUUUGACUGACUAAAAUAUCACUCAUAAUAUUUUGGGGGGAUAGAAAUGUUCAACAACAAAAAGAACUACCAGGAAGUUUUAAAUGACAGGCUGAGGUGGGGAGCUAAUAUUCAUGAGCUUGCCUUGAUUGACAGCUCUUUGAAAGGCCUAUGUCAUGAAACUUGGAUGCAGUGAACAGUGUUGCAGUAAAAUCAUCUCAAGCAAAUUUGGUGAUACACAAAGCAACUCAAACAACAUUGAAAUUGCAUCAGUGAUGUACGUAUUUUAAUCUCCCAUUCGGCAUGUCUCUUGUGAUGCGGUUCACAGCAGCACUGACAGAUGUGUUGACAUGACAACUGCGUCAGGGUUUUGAACGACCCUUCCCCCCCUUUUGUUUCAUGCUGUCUGAAGACCUAGCUAGCCACUAGCGAACACCAGACACAGAUGAAAGGGGAGACAUAUAAGUAUCUUUGCCAUAGAUGAAUAGUAUAAACUUUUCAUUAUAUUUGCUGACACCCUAUAGUCUAAAUUUGGCAACAGUAGAGUAGCUAUAUAAACCAAACCCCUUCGCAAACACGCCUUCUAAAAUGUUGGUAACAAGGCGGUACUUAUUUAAAUUAGGUAAGAGAAUAUCAUGUUACCGUUGGUGUAUUAAAAUUAGAGUUAGGGUGAUGUCACCCUAUCCCUUUAAUAAUCCCGCCUCCUGAAUCCAAGUGUUUGACAUGGCGGAGGGGACCCAAAAUUUUUCAAUGUAGAAGCAACAGUAAUUUUUCAUACUUCUGGUCAAUGUACUUUGAUUUGGUUAUCCAAAUAUCAUCCAAUUUGAUUUAAAACAUAAUUUUGACGGUUCAUGACCCUCUGUCAUUGUCAUCACACUAAGCUUGGAUUUGUUUGUUUUGACCAAGAACACAAGACAAUCAGCUCCAUUGUGCAGUGGUCUCAUAAGAAGACAAGUUGGCUAUAGAUAAUGGAUGUUUUCAUAUCUCACUACUUCACUUUUUUAAAAUUAAAACUCGCCAAAACUCACGUGCACAUUAGGCUUGAACAAGACUCUAUACACUUCAGCCAAGAGACUUUCUUUUACACGUUUCUAUUGUUGUUGGUAUUACAAUUGAUGCUAUUAUUUAUUGAAAUAUUUUUGUAUUAGUUGUGUCUUUCUUGCCAUAUUAAGGCGGUACAGUAAAGUUUUCGCUGUAGCAUAGACCGCAGUACAGGCUUUCCAGUUACUAUACCCAAAUAGGCUUUUUUUCUCUAAAUAUGUACAUACAGUAUAAAAAAUUCAAGAAUUGUUAGAGUGCUUAUUUGAAAAGAAAUGUGUAAUUUCAAAUGUUUUAUUUCAUUCUUAUGUUCUUGUGCCAAGUUGUUUUUCCCCAUCCUCACCCGAUGACCUUACCAUAAUACCGCUUUUCUGGUUGUAUCUCUGUUUACAAACAUAUAUUUAUUGUGUUGUAUAUACUAUAAUUAUUAUUAUUCUCAUCAUGAUGCUGUUUGUUGUAAAUGAUUUACUCUUAUCAUCCCUUAUGGUGAUGGUGUGGCUGUAUUACGGACCUCUUGUUGAGAGAAUGUUUAUUACACAUGCUUAUUCAGUGGAAAAUCAUCCAUUGAUAUUGGUUAUCUGAGAAGCUUGCUCAGAGCGAAGGAGGACAGGGGAAAGCCAAAUAGUUUUUUAGGGGAAGCUGUUCCUUGGCCCAUGGGCUGUGCCUUAAAUUCAACAUGCCAUGUUUUAGUCUCUCUUUUCUUUUUCUUCUCCUCGUUUGCUGCAUUAGAUAGUCUUGUGGUUUGAGCUGACCUGACCCAGACAAUGGCCUCGAGUUGUGAAAGGAAUUCAUGAAAUAAUGUCGCCUUUUUCCUUCACAGCCAAAUCAGAAAUAUUAUGUGAACAUGGAAAAAAAGGCAGCACGUGCUAUACAUUCUGUUGUCAAGGUUGAAAACGGAGGUCAUGGCUGUGGAGUUCCAGGUCGACUCGGGCCUAAAAUCCACUAGAUGAGUGGUGGCUUGGCCAAGCUGGAUCUGUGGGGACGGUGGAUCCUAUAGGGUUGUGAAGCACCACGACGAAGAGACACAUCCACGUGUUCAGUCACUGCUGCAUUUAUUUAGGCUGAAACACUCACGAUGUGCUACUCAGCCAUGCUUGGCAAGCACGUUCACUCAUACCACAUGCAAUAUCCAAAACCACUGUCAUCUUUCUGCUUGAAGAGGAGAAGGCUAGUAAUUAUGGAGUGAGGUGGGGUGGGGGUAAGGGGGGGUGUCAUCCUAAAAACACGUCCUUCGAUGGGGACUCUUAUUUUGACACGCAUACUGUAGAUUCUAAACAGCCCUGGACCAAUGGAAUCGGUGGGUUCUUUUCUCAUUUUGUGUUCUUAUGGUAUGAAAGAAAUACACAAACUGUAACACACAAACUGUAACUUCAAAAAGGUCUUCAGGACAAUUAUUUUUGGGUUAUGUCUUUAGAAUGCCAACUUGUCUGGAAGUUUCACAAGACAAUAUAAAGUUAUUUUAAUGGAUUCCUUGUUAAUUGCAGUCUAUUGGAUAGCACUGUAGAUCAUAAACUUUCAGUAAAAAAAAGAAAACUGAAGAAAAAAUGUUUUUAUAUGCAACAGAUGAAAUAAAAGCAUGGGUUGAUUCUGCCUA